Messenger RNA from Chenopodium quinoa (quinoa), 1388 nucleotides. Its product is annotated as oligoribonuclease-like. Lineage: Eukaryota; Viridiplantae; Streptophyta; Magnoliopsida; Caryophyllales; Amaranthaceae. The record is from RefSeq and is a predicted model, not a curated record. Gene Ontology annotation, cellular component: mitochondrion. Gene Ontology annotation, molecular function: nucleic acid binding; 3'-5'-RNA exonuclease activity. The coding region runs from base 206 to 949 and encodes 247 amino acids. The transcript is spliced from 9 exons.
AGGGAGAAAAAGGUUUUUUUUUUUUAAAAAAGGACAUACUAAAAAGAAAUUUGCGCUGAACAAGAGUACUAUUCUUCCUUCAAACCACCACCACCACCACCGACCCUCUCCGCCGGAACCACCACGCUAUCAACGACCUCCGGCAUUACUCGCUCUUUGCGGAGGAAAUAGUAGCAGAACAGUUCACUUGAAAAAGCAUUAAAAAAUGGACCUUGUCGCAAAUGCUUUCUCAGUUUUAGCGCUUGAUGAUGGCGAGGAUCCUUCUAAAUUGCUUUCGGCUAGCGUUUCUGAAGCAGGGGAGAGUGGUAAAAAAAGUAAAAGUAAAAGCAAAAGCUCAGAUGACAAGCUGGUGGUGGACAAUGGAAAUAGCAAAGAACAUGACUUAGGUGUAACAGUAGCAGAUUAUAGAUUACCCCUUGUCUGGAUUGAUUUAGAAAUGACUGGUUUAAAUGUUGAAGUUGAUAGAAUAUUAGAGAUAGCUUGUAUCAUAACAGAUGGCAACUUGUCUAAAUCUGUGGAGGGACCGGAAUUUGUUAUCCAUCAAUCACAGGAAUGUUUGGACAAAAUGAAUGAAUGGUGUCAAGAUCACCAUGCAGCUAGUGGGUUGACAAAGAAGGUUCUUGAGAGUACAGUCACUGAACAUGAAGCCGAGCAACAGGUUAUAGAAUUUGUCAAGAAACAUGUUGGUACAUAUACACCCCUUCUUGCAGGAAACUCAGUUUACACAGAUUUUAUAUUUCUCAAGAAAUAUAUGCCAGACUUGGCAAGUAUGUUCUCUCAUGUCCUUGUAGACGUUAGCAGCGUGAAGGCCUUAUGCGUUCGGUGGUAUCCUAAAGCUCACAGAAAGGCACCUUCAAAGGAGCAGAAACACAGGGCUUUGGAUGAUAUCAGAGAGAGCAUACUUGAACUCAAAUACUACAAAGAUGCCAUAUUUAAAUCUAGGAAAUGAGCUGCUGUAUUCUGAACCAUGUUUAUGUAAGUAUAAGCAUAUAGACAAUUUGGUGGAGUGCUGUUUCUCUUCGAAACCAGCUUUUUGACAGACAUGAGUACACAUAUUUGAAGAUGACUUUGAUCCCAUUAGUUGAAUCGUAUGGUUAUCUGUGAGAUGAUUGCUGCAUAAUGCUUGAAGAUGGCUAUGAGGACUGAAGAGUUGAGCCUUCUCACUUUUUUUUUCUCUCAUCUGUUCAGGAGGACCAGACAGUAUUGAACCGUUGUGAUGGAUAUGAUUGUAUGCUGUGUAAUUUAAAGACUGAUUUUUAAAUCAAUAACAGAUAAACUUGUUCCUGCAAGAUAUAAGUUUUAAUGCUUCGUAUAUUUUCCUUUGUUUCUAUUUGAAAUAUUUUGAUUUUGACACUAUGCAUAUGCUCUAUAAGAAGUAUUUUUGAUUA